This is a messenger RNA of Brassicogethes aeneus, 1845 nucleotides long. The record is from the annotation of a GenBank genome assembly. Lineage: Eukaryota; Metazoa; Arthropoda; Insecta; Coleoptera; Nitidulidae.
AUGGCGUAUCAGUUCAUGAAGAAUAUAAAGCCAGAAAAAUUGAAUUUAGACACGAAUCAAGCAGGUUUUAGCGAAUUAUUCGUUAAAAGUAAAGACAAACAUGGUGUGAUAUUAUUGGAGGAUGUCGUUAAAAUGGAUUUACUGGAUCAGUAUGCUGAAAAUGUCAUCGAGUACACUAGCAGAUUUAACUGCGCUAAUAGUUUAUCAUAUGCUCCAGCUAAUAUAACGGGAAAAUACGUUGUUUAUCCUUCGUAUGGUGAUUUCCCAGAUGCCUAUUUUUUGAGGUCCUACGGUAAAUGGUGGGUUGAACGGGCUGCAUACCAAAAAGAGUAUAUGUUACAAGAUUUGGAUCCUUUGUCAGCUGAAGAUUAUAUCACUAUACAGUUUGAAAUAGCUGUAAUACCAAGGGAUAUAUGUAUAUAUGAGAUAUAUAAUCCAGGGGCUAUAGUAAGAAUAUGGGGUAAAACAAAUACUGGGGAUAAAUCAUGGGUAGUAUUGUGGGAAGGUCAACCGCAAAUAUGUCUGGAUGUAUCAAGGAAAUUCCAUCCACAAAUCAAAAUAAUCAACAAUCUUGUAAAUACAAUAAGGCUGGAAUUCAACCAAAGUCAUCUAAAAUACCACACUUCCAUUGAUGCUGUGGUCCUUGGUGGUUAUAUACAGAGUGAAUUAGUAAAUGAAAUCCUUAAUGUACAACUUAAAGUUGAAAAAAAUCAAAAACCUAUUCAAAAACAAGAACAAAUCAAUGAAGUUUCAGAUGGCAAAGUUUCCCCAGAUUAUUUUUCAGACCUACCUUAUGAAGUUGUAAUACAUAUUUUUCAAUAUUUGGACUUGAAAUCCCUAUUCUUAUGUGCCCAAGUUAACAAAAGAUGGUAUGAGAUAUGCAAUGACCCUGCAUUAUAUCAAAACCUAAGCCUCAAGAGGUAUUGGCAUAUAGUAAACAGUGAAGUAUUAAAAACGUUUGAAAGUAAAUGUAAAAACAUAAAAAAAUUGGACUUGUCUUGGUGUGGCAAUGAAGAUCCUACUUUUAAGGUUGCUUUUACAUCUUUUUUGAGCGCCAGAUGCAAAAAUCUUACACAUCUCUCACUGGGUAACUGUCAUUUUGUUAAAAAUGAGGUGAUACAGUUUAUAAGUCAGUGCAAUGAAUUGAUUGAUUUAAGGUUAAAAAACACGCCGCAUUGGCGUAUUUCCAGAUUGGACUGUUUAAAUAAGUUGGUUUCAUUGGAUUUAACAAGCUCUUUAAUACAAGAUAACGAUCUGAUUCAAAUAUUAAAGUCAAAUCCAAACUUGAAGCAUUUAAUCAUAGAUUUAUGCGAGGAUCUGAGGCGGCUAGAUCACGUGGUGGAAGCGGCCGCGCAGUACACUAAAAAGCUGGAAACGUGGAGCUCGUGGAAGUCGCCUUCUUUGAGUUUCGAGGGGGCCAAACAUUUUGGCGCCCUGGAAAAUUUGACGGAUCUCGACUUGGGUUGGUGUUUACUAACCACCCACCCCAUCGAUAGCCUCACGAAAAUUGCCGAGGGAUGCAAAAAGCUGAAAAGGCUUAUUUUAUCCGAAUGGAGAGGUGUUAACGAUUCUUUAUUGUUGCCAAUAAUUUUAAAUUGUUCAGAUUUGGAACAAUUAGAUUUGUUGGGAAUAAGAAGUCUCUCUGCAGAAGUAUGUGAGACAGCGUUGGUGACUCUUAAAAAAUUAAGGCUUCUAGACAUCAGUUUUUGUACUAGAAUUGAUCAAACACAGGUUGAAUUAUGGAGGGAGAGGUUUCCCCAUAUAAACAUACCAAGAAGCUGCCAAUUCUUGGUGAAUUAUCUAUAAUAGGUGCUAAAUUAUUAAUUGUUGUUUUUAAGAAUAUAA